AUGAUAGCAAAGUUUGAAAAGCUACGUCCCCACAAAUUCCUUGGUGGAUCAAACCCCCAUGAAGCUGAAGCUUGGUUAAGACAAAUUAAGAAGUUGCUAGAUACUUCUGACAUCCGAAAUGAACAAGAUAGAGUGACUAUAGCGGCAUUUCAAAUGGAAGGGGAAGCAGAUCAUUGGUGGGAAAUGAUCAAAAGUACUCGACAAGUAGAGACAUUAACUUGGAGACAGUUCGAAGACCUGUUCAUGGAAAAGUAUUUUCCUAACUCGCUAAGACAAGAAAUGAUUCAAGAGUUCCUUCAACUGAAACAAGGAAAAAUGUCAGUCGCUCAAUAUGCGAACCGUUUUGAAACCCUUUCACGGUAUACUUCAGCCAUAGUUGCAAAUGAAGGGGAUAAGGUUAGGCGAUUUGAAUGGGGUUUGGACACAGACAUUAGAGGAAAAUUGAUCGCAGUACAACUCUCCACUUAUGCCCAAAUGGUGGAUCGAGCUUUAAUUGUGGAACGAGAGUUAGCAGAUUCUGAACGCAUUCGAAAUCAGCGAUCAAGGAACAAUAACCAACCACGCGGAAGAGGCCCAGUCCGCAACACCAGAAACCAUCCUGCGCCAGCACCUAAUGCCGGAGGGAUGCAGCAGCAACAAAGACAGAAUCGAGGAAACCAGCAAGGAGGAAACUUUGUAAGUGAGUGGAAAGGAAGAUGUUUCGGAUGUGGUCAACAGGGGCAUCGUCGAAGUGAGUGUCCUCAAGGAGGGAAGUAUUUUAUGGAUCAGCGAGGGGCACAACCAUACAACAAAUGCCAACCAGGGCAAGGUUAUAAGCCUACUCAACAUGCCCAGACCAACAAGGGGCAGCCUCAAGCCUCUAAGAAUGCAGGCCGACCAAGAACGCAACCACAAGGAGCUGGAAAUGGAAAGAAACUGGGAGAGACUAACCAACAGGCAGUAGGAAGAAUGUAUGCUCUCCAAGAAAAAGAAGAUGUUGAUAACCCAUCAGUAAUUCAAGGUAUGUUAAUCCUUAUGAAUUCUUGGGUUAAAGUAUUAUUUGAUUCUGGAGCUUCGCAUUCUUUUAUAUCCACUGCAUGUGUGACAAGUUUGGGUUUAAAGCCAGAAGCGUUAGAGAUAGCUAUGAGUGUCGCUUCACCCUUAGGAGGUCAAACCCGAGUAAAUCUAGUAUGUAAAACUUGCGAGCUAGAAAUCUCCGGUUCACAUUUGAUCUGUGAUCUAAGAGUUAUGGAUAUGUCGGAUUUUGACGUCAUCCUAGGAAUGGACUGGUUGUCAGUUCAUCGAGCCAUUAUUGAUUGUUACUGUAAGACAGUGACAGCAUCCUCCCUUAACGGCACGAAAGUCCAAUUUAAAGGGGAUAGACAAGAUUCUCUAACUCCAAUGUGUCGCAAGUCGUGA
This is a messenger RNA of Camellia sinensis, 1398 nucleotides long. The record is from RefSeq and is a predicted model, not a curated record. Lineage: Eukaryota; Viridiplantae; Streptophyta; Magnoliopsida; Ericales; Theaceae.